GGCAGAGCUGACUGAAAUGGGUGAGUCGCGGUCUGGCAGACAUUCCUGACGAUCUCCAGAGCAGCCUCAUGUCUCGCAGUGGAACUGAUCCUGAGCAACGCCAAGAGGCGGACGCCACGGCACCAACCUUCCGGGCGAGCGAGCAUCAGCAUAUCCGCUACAACCCGCUGCAUGAUGAGUGGGUGCUGGUGUCAGCUCACCGCAUGAAGCGGCCUUGGCAAGGGCAAGUGGAGCCCCAGCUUCUGAAGACAGUGCCCCGCUAUGACCCCCUCAACCCUCUGUGUCCUGGGGCCACAAGGGCCAAUGGUGAGGUGAAUCCCCACUAUGAUGGCACCUUCCUGUUUGAUAAUGACUUCCCAGCUCUUCAGCCUGAUGCCCCUGAUCCAGGACCCAGUGAUCACCCCCUUUUCCAAGCAGAGGCUGCCCGAGGAGUUUGUAAAGUCAUGUGCUUUCACCCCUGGUCGGAUGUGACACUGCCACUCAUGUCGAUCCCUGAGAUCCGAGCUGUCGUCGAUGCAUGGGCCUCAGUCACAGAGGAGCUGGGUGCUCAGUACCCUUGGGUACAGAUCUUUGAAAACAAAGGAGCAAUGAUGGGCUGUUCUAACCCCCAUCCCCACUGCCAGGUAUGGGCCAGCAGUUUCCUGCCAAACAUUGCCCAGUGUGAAGAGCAGUCUCAGCGGACCUAUCAGAGUCAGCAUGGAGAGCCUCUGCUAAUGGAGUAUAGCCGCCAAGAGCUCCUUAGGAAGGAACGUCUGGUACUAACCAGUGAGCACUGGUUAGUACUGGUCCCCUUUUGGGCAGUGUGGCCCUUCCAGACUCUACUUCUGCCCCGUCGGCAUGUGCGGCGCCUCCCUGAGCUGACCCCUGCUGAGCGUGAUGAUCUAGCCUCUGUCAUGAAGAAGCUCUUGACGAAGUAUGACAACCUAUUUGAGACAUCCUUUCCCUACUCUAUGGGCUGGCAUGGGGCUCCCACAGGAUCAGAGGCCGGGGCCAAAUGGGACCACUGGCAGCUGCACGCUCAUUAUUACCCUCCACUUCUGCGCUCUGCUACUGUUCGGAAAUUCAUGGUUGGCUAUGAAAUGCUUGCCCAGGCUCAGAGGGACCUCACCCCCGAGCAGGCUGCAGAGAGACUAAGAGCACUUCCUGAGGUACAUUACCUCCUGGGACAGAAGGACAGGGAAGCAGCAGCCAUCGCCUGACCAUUCUGACCACAGGGCCCUGAAUCCUGCCUGAGAACUGGGACCUGGUGUUUGGGCAAAUGUGGCAUCAAUAAAACUUCUUCUUGAUCUUUAUUCCCACACCAGAGGAGUGUGAACUCUAAUCUUUAGGGAUAUUGGGUUAAAGCCCAAGUGUGGUUUUAACCACUUUUCCUUGCCUACAGACCUACAAAAAUUUAAUGCAAAAAUUCCAUCCCGGUCAGGUAUAGUAGCUCAUGCCUGUAAUUCCAGCACUUGGGAGGCAGAGGCAGGGGGAUCAGUGCGAGUUUGAGCCCAACUUGGUCUAUAUAGUGAGUUCCUG
Castor canadensis (American beaver) is the source of this 1518-nucleotide messenger RNA. RefSeq names its product galactose-1-phosphate uridylyltransferase (gene Galt). Lineage: Eukaryota; Metazoa; Chordata; Mammalia; Rodentia; Castoridae. The record is from RefSeq and is a predicted model, not a curated record. Gene Ontology annotation, cellular component: membrane; cytoplasm. Gene Ontology annotation, biological process: beta-D-galactose catabolic process via UDP-galactose, Leloir pathway. Gene Ontology annotation, molecular function: UDP-glucose:hexose-1-phosphate uridylyltransferase activity; protein binding; cytokine receptor activity.